UCUCAGAUGACUUUAACUCAUACAGUCAAGACUGACGACAUCAAUCAGAGCUUUGUCACGGAGAGGGAUUGGGUUACUGAAAGACAGGACCUGUCGAACUUGAUAUGUAACCUCCCUAAUCAGGCACUGGAGAGUCAAUGGGAGGCCUUGUUAGCUGCAGAAGCCAAGCGCUCACGACAAAUCAAUGCCGAAAUAAGAAGCAUCAAAGACCGUCUUCAACGACGAUUUGCAGAGUUGGCAGAUAGCUUUGAGGAGCGGUUGCGCCAGUUUUCGUCGGAUCUUGCUGCUAUUGAAGGACCUUUGGAGGCCCAGAAAACACAAGUCAAUGCCAUGUCUGAGGAGCUCAAGCCCUUUUCCCAGCUUUUGGAAGCUUUAGCUGCGGCAGAGAAAGAUUGCCUAGACGCCAAUGUGGAAGAAAACGAUUACACUAUUUUCUCGAGACAAGAUUUGGAGUUUGAGUUGGAACUUGUGCAGCAAGCCAUAGCGAAACGGACCUUGUUCAUUGAAAAUCAGCUAGAGCAGUUCGAGAGUACAUUUAGAUACUUUGACAAGGAUGAGACAAAUACGCUAUCUAUUUCGGAGUUAGCAGCAGCCCUCGCCAGCUUGGAGCAAGAGUACGGCGCCGCCAACUUUGAGGCGUUCAUCAACUUAUUGGUGUGUUGCCUCGCUAGUAUAUCAAAAAUUGGUUAUUUACUUUCUUUCAAGACUGACGACAUCAAUCAGAGCUUUGUCACGGAAAUGGAUCUACAACUGGCUCAGUUAUCGGAUGGAUGUGUCAAAUUCUUGUCCGAACACAUGCCCAGGGCCAGCAACCAGUUAACGGACGGUGCGGCAGAGAGUGGCACCGAGAAGAUGUUGGAUUAUGAAAGAUGGCUAGAUGAAGCCUUCCAAGAAGACUAUCUUGGUGCAAUAUAA
Molecule: messenger RNA, 915 nt
Organism: Acaulospora colombiana
Lineage: Eukaryota; Fungi; Glomeromycota; Glomeromycetes; Diversisporales; Acaulosporaceae
Source: the annotation of a GenBank genome assembly